Talaromyces amestolkiae is the source of this 1347-nucleotide messenger RNA. RefSeq lists its product as uncharacterized. Gene Ontology annotation, molecular function: monoatomic cation transmembrane transporter activity. Gene Ontology annotation, biological process: transmembrane transport; monoatomic cation transport. The transcript has 2 exons. Bases 1 to 1347 code for a protein of 448 amino acids. NCBI's taxonomy places the organism in Eukaryota, Fungi, Ascomycota, Eurotiomycetes, Eurotiales, Trichocomaceae. The record is from RefSeq and is a predicted model, not a curated record. Gene Ontology annotation, cellular component: membrane.
AUGGAUGACUCGACGCUCCGCCAUUCCAUCACCCUCCACCCUCAUCCCUUCAAUCUCUCUCGAGAAGAUGCUCGCCGGUCUGUGUCCCACCCCCGAACCCCAGUCACCUUUUCUUCCAAUGAAGCGGCCGUCGUUUCGGGCGUCGAAAGAGUCACCGAUACCGAUAUCGUCACCUCUGACGAAGAACGUAACUCUCCGCCUCGGUACACUCCAACGAACGAUCCGCUUCAACUAGCAUCCAAGCUCAAAACAGAAGAAGAAAUCAAACAGAUUCGCGCCAACACUUCCCGAAAACGAGAUCGGGUAACUCCGUCUUUCAUCGGGGACAGAUUCGGAAUUACCUCUUCUGGCAAACUGCAAGAGUUUUACCAAGUGCAAAACGAAAAUAUCGAGCGAUUCUUGACCCCCGUCGAAGAGCAUGUACGUGCGGCCAAAGAGUUCAACAACUCAAACCAGUUGAAGUUCAAGAUUGCAGUAUGGGGUAGUUUUGCAGCCAAUGUCAUCCUGUCUGUUGUCCAAGUAUACGGUGCCGUAUCUUCGGGCUCGUUGUCUCUCUUCACCACCAUGGCCGACGCCAUUUUCGAUCCCAUGUCGAACAUCACCCUUCUACUGUCCAACAAAGCCGUUACAAGGGUCGAUCCUCGCAAAUUUCCCGCUGGCAAGGCUCGUAUCGAAACUGCAGGAAACAUCUGUUUCUGUUUCCUGAUGACUGCAGUAUCCUUCAUUAUCAUCGCCUUUUCGGUCAAAGAACUCGUCGACGGAAGCACCGAAGAAACCACCAAGUUCCACCUCACCUCCGUCAUUGCUGUUGCCGUCGCCUUUUGUACGAAACUUUCAUUGUUCCUGUACUGCUGGGCAUUGCGUAACCAGUUCUCGCAGGUGCGAAUUUUGUGGGAAGAUCAUCGUAAUGACUUGUUCAUCAACGGAUUCGGUAUUUUGACGUCUGUCGGUGGAAGUAAGUUGCGCUGGUGGAUCGAUCCGAUGGGCGCCAUCUUGCUAUCGUGCUUGAUUUCGUUUUUGUGGUUGCGGACGGCUUAUUCGGAGUUCAUGUUGCUCAUUGGUGUCACUGCAGACACACAAAUGCAGCAGCUAAUAACAUAUAUCUCAAUGACACAUUCACCCGCCAUAACUGCAAUCGACACAGUCCGCGCUUAUACCUCUGGGCCUCGUCUUGUCGUCGAAGUCGAUGUUGUCAUGGACCCCAAUGCCACACUCAUGGCCACCCACGAUGUCGCCGAGGAACUGCAAAUCAAGCUCGAAUCCUUGCCUGACGUCGAACGUGCCUAUGUGCAUGUGGAUUAUGAAACGACUCAUAAGCCAGAGCACUUUUUGAAGAAAGAGCUGUAA